Molecule: messenger RNA, 1071 nt
Organism: Fulvia fulva
Lineage: Eukaryota; Fungi; Ascomycota; Dothideomycetes; Mycosphaerellales; Mycosphaerellaceae
Exons: 1
Coding region: 1-1071 (356 amino acids)
Biological process (GO): protein N-linked glycosylation
Molecular function (GO): glycosyltransferase activity
Source: RefSeq, a predicted model, not a curated record
AUGACGGCAAACCCGAAGACCGUCGGUCUUUGCAUCUUCCUCUUCCUCGCCUCGGCCCUCAUCACGCUCUCCCUCAAACAGACUCACCAUGGCGGCACCUUCCUCCCCGGCCAUCGCUCCAGCGGCCACAAAGGCGAGGUCCUUACAAAACAACAACAAAUCCUCCAAACCCACAAAGUCGCCUUUGCGACCUUCCUUGCUGGUAGCACUGCAGCAAAAGACCACACAGACGAAGAAUCCGCCGCCUUGAACGACGAAGACGAUGGAUACUACCUAGGCACCAGAGUAAUGGCCUACCAACUCCUUCACUCCAAGAGUGCCGGCACCAACAACUCCAUCCCCUUCCUCGUCCUCUGCACCCGCGACGUCUCGAAACGCAAACGAGACCGCCUCAAGCGCGACGGCGCGACCAUCGUCCUCGUCGAACGAUUAGACCCCGGCUGGGUCGCAUCCGGCAUCGACCGCUGGAAAGACGUAAUGACCAAACUCCGCCUCUUCCAACUCGUCGAAUACAGCAAAAUCUGCUUCAUCGACGCCGACGUCCUGAUCACAGCUCCCCUAGACGGCGUCUUCUUCGACGAAGCAACCCUAACCCAAGCAACCCUCCCCUCCCCCCAAAACAUAAAAGACGACGAAGGCCCCUUGCCCCGAACCUACAUGUUCGCCACACACGCCGAUUCCUGGGGUUACGAUCACCCUUACCCACCCACCACAGACCUAGACUACCUCAACUGCGGUUUCUUCGUCUUCACGCCCUCUUUAGUCCUCUUCGACUAUUACAUGAGUCUCACCAAACUCCCCGGCCGUUUCGACCCUACAUUCCCAGAGCAGAAUCUGCUGAAUUACGCGCAUAGACGAAACGGCAAUAUGCCCUGGAAAGUCAUAUGGUAUGGAUGGAAUGUGAACUGGCCGACGGAGAAGGAUUGGAGGGGUGGUGCGAGGAGUUUUCAUGCGAAGUAUUGGGAUGGCGAUCCGAGUCAUGAUCCGGUGUUGAAGGCGAUGUGGAGGGAGCAGAGGGCGGAGAUGGAGGGCUUUCACAGGGGGAGGGAUUUGGAGAAGAUCAAGGGGUAG